Molecule: messenger RNA, 4126 nt
Organism: Anguilla anguilla (European eel)
Lineage: Eukaryota; Metazoa; Chordata; Actinopteri; Anguilliformes; Anguillidae
Product: protein cereblon-like
Exons: 11
Coding region: 70-1419 (449 amino acids)
Biological process (GO): protein ubiquitination
Cellular component (GO): Cul4A-RING E3 ubiquitin ligase complex
Source: RefSeq, a predicted model, not a curated record
UUCGCCUUGCUUUCGUCUAGCUGAGUUGACCCCGGUCGUUGGUUACUGAGCGUUAGAACAGAAACAACAAUGGCUGACGAGGGGGGCGGAGAAGGUAACAAUAUCAACAAUAAUAUGGGAAAUCAGGUGCCGUUUUUACCAGAAAAUGAGGAGGAAGAGGAUGAAGACGAUAUGUUAUCGGAAGAUCAUGACAGCGACGAUGCAGAAAAGCCAAACACCAUCAACUUUGAUCCUAGUCUCCCAACGUCACAUGCUUACCUUGGUGCGGACAUGGAGGAGUUUCACGGUCGCACAGUGCACGACGAGGACAGCUGUCAGAUGAUCCCUGUCCUGCCGCACGUGACCGUGAUGCUGAUCCCCGGCCAGACUCUGCCCCUGCAGCUCUUCAGACCACAGGAAGUCAGCAUGAUGCGCAACCUCAUCCAGCGAGACCGCACCUUCGCUGUGCUGGCCUACAGUGAUUCUCAGGAACAGCAGGCAGAGUUCGGGACGACGGCUGAGAUCUACGCGUACCGCGAGGAGCAAGAAUAUGGCAUCGAGACGGUCAAGGUGAAGGCUGUUGGACGGCAGAGGUUCAAAGUUCAUGAGCUGCGAACGCAGGCAGACGGCAUUCGACAGGCGAAGGUGCAGAUUCUCCCGGAGAGAGUUCUCCCAGACCCCCUCUCUGCAGUGCAGCUCGCUCCCCUGUCUCGGCUCCAGAUGCAGCCCUCGUGCAGACCCCCUGCCGGGCAGAGCCAAGAGCUGCAGCGCUGGUGGGACUCCUACAGGAAGAGGAACUUCCACUGUGCUAGUCUUACUUCAUGGCCUGCCUGGGUUUACAUGUUGUACGACUCGGAAAUUCUCAUGAACCGGGUAAAGAGACAGCUACAUGAGUGGGAUGAAAACUUGAAGGACGACUCCCUCCCUACAAAUGUUAUAGAUUUUUCAUACAGGGUGGCAGCCUGCCUCCCCAUUGACGAUGCCCUGAGAAUUCAGCUGCUGAAGAUCGGCAGUCCAAUCCAAAGACUGCGCUGUGAGUUGAACAUCAUGGACCGGUGCACCUCACUAUGCUGCAAGCAGUGUCAGGACACUGAGAUCACAACAAAGAACGAAAUAUUCAGCCUGUCCCUAUAUGGUCCUAUGGCUGCCUAUGUGAAUCCCCAUGGAUAUGUCCAUGAGACCCUGACCGUGUAUAAGGCCAGCAACCUCAACCUGAUUGGACGGCCAUCCACACUGCACAGCUGGUUUCCCGGGUACGCCUGGACCAUCGCUCAGUGCCGGACCUGCGGCUCCCACAUGGGCUGGAAGUUCACGGCCACGCGGAAGGACAUGUCCCCGCAGCGCUUCUGGGGCCUGACGCGCUCCGCCCUGCUGCCCCGCAUCCCCGCGGCCGAGAGGGAGGAGGGGGCCGAGGAGGCCGCCCGCAUGCUCUGCCUGUGAUGACCCUGUCACCUGGUUACCCAGAAGAGGGCGGAGUCACAGCGGAGCUUCAGAGAGCCCCGGGCCCGCCCCCGGCCCCACCCCACAGGGAGGAGCAGACUGGCGGCGCACAGCGUCAGCAAACAGACGCGUGCAUCCUUACCGUUUAUUUGACCUCAGCUAUGAUCUCUUUUAUGCUGUGCUUUAGGCUCAGAGGGGGAGGGGGUGUGUAAGCCAACAUACGGGGGCCCAGGGCCACAAAAACGUGCUAAACACCACUGUUUUAUAGAUACAUUGAGAAAAGGGGAAGGACAGAGGGGGGGAACAGAAAGAGAGAGAUAGAGAGAAGGAGGAUAAGCGAGAGAGGGCUCCCUCUGUUGUCCCAGCCUUUUAGCAUGUAAGUCUCUUCAGCCUAGCCCAGUGACUUCAGUACUAUUGAUUAAUAUUGCUGUAGCUAUACCUGCAGUUCCUGGUCUACCGAACACAGUCCUGCUGGGUGCUUGCUGUGUACAUCACCGCUAGCAGCAUGUUUGUUCCCCAUUUCUGGCAAUGGGACACAGAUGCCUAAAGCUCCUGUAUGAACUGUUAUGCAUGCAGUCCACUUAGAGGUUUACAGUGGCCAGAUCCAGUUUUUUUAUUUGAGUUAAAAGUGAUCCUAUCUCUUAUGUACAGCCUGUGUCUGAUUCUUCUCUUGGCCAUACAGCGUCCACAUUAAAACAAAGCACCUUUGAGCUGCAACCGUCUCUGGUUCAGCUGUUAACGUAUACAUAUGUAAAUGGAAAUAACUCUUUUGUUGUGUGUAAAGGUUCUGUGUGCCUCUGUGAGAGUUCAGUCCCUCUGCGCAGUUUGGCCUUGGAUGUUUCCUGCAGGGGACUGCGUCUGAGGAAAGCACGUGUGUACUCCUCUCACUCACGUUCUAAGUGAAGGGACUCACUGGCCUUCAGCUAUUCGCUGUGAAGUGUGAAAGAAUUUUGACUUGUAAAAAGAAAGAGUUUAGACUUUUUUGUGUCUGUGCUUUAUGCUCAGACUGGCCUGUAUUUUUUCUAGAGGUCACUUUUUUGUGUUGUGCAGAGGAAAUGUCAUCCCACCACUGUUAUUCCUGACACAUAUGAACAUAGUGGGGCUGAGGUCAGACCUGUUCUUACCCUGACAUGAAAUGUGUGUGUGUGUGUGUGUGUGUGCGUGCGUGAAUGCAUGCUAAAUAAUGUCUUUAUCCCGCAAUCAUCAUACCUAAAGGGUUGGGUGUAGUCGUUUAUUUUGUGUAAAUGUGCUUGGUAAAUUUGCAAAUACACAAACAUAAAUGUCUAAUAAUCCUUUCUCUGAAAGUCUUAAAAAUCAUUUAUAAAAAUCAGGGCAACACAGUGCAGGAAAUAAUAUUAAAAUGUGCUACAACCAUGUUAAAUCAAUCAGAGUGUGCACUCAGUGCACUUAUCAAAAGUAUAAGUACAUGUUUACAUAUCUUUGUGAAAGGAUUUCACUUUCAGUAUUGCAGUGCUUAAAAUGGUUUCUCCUCAAAUUAAAGUAGCAAAACUCCAGAAAUGCAACUUUUAUUUUUGUGCCGCUUGCCAAUUUUUUUUACAGCUGUGCUGUAUUGGGCCAUAGAUCUUUACAGAGUGUGGAGUGCUAGAUGAGGCUUGGUGAGUUUGAUAAACAGUCCAGUUUGGGUAAAGAUCAGUGCAUUUGCACAGCAAAGAUGUAAAAAAAUAAUGAGCCCUAAGACUCUGAACUGAGCUUCCAUUUUCCACAAUGAUGAACCGGCCAGUUAACUGAUAGGCUUGGAUGGGAGUGAUCCAAGUGGGCAGGCAGAAUCAGGCCUCUGUCCAUUCACAGGCACUAAAUUAGAUGUCCCUAUUUAUCUAAAAGCAAUUUACACCAAUUUAACACCAUGUACAUGUCUGUCAUGUGAUGCUCACCAGCGUUACACACUGGUGAGCAGGGCAGCUAUGCUACUCGGAAGUAAGGAACAGAAGCUGAAACGGAGAGACGGUGAAUUUUUGAAAUCCUUCCUUAUAUCAGAAAUUGAUUUAUGGAUCUGGAAUGAAUGCUUUAUAUUUGACUUGUUGAUCAGCAUAAUCAGUCCUCAGACAGCAAAAGGCAUUGAUUUUCUGUUAAAGGCUCUUUAAAUGUAGCCAAAUUGGGUUGAUUAAUACACAGGUGUGAGCACCUGCAUGUGAUGUAGAUAGUUUUGGAAGCCCUGAGUUGAAACGGUACAUCGAUACUGACCUUUCACUUAAUUACAGUAGGAAAAAAAACAGAACAGUUCGUUCUUGUAUGUUACACUGUGCUUGUUUAUAGUUAUGCAACAUUCAAUUUUAUCAACAGAGCAUCAAUAUUUGUGGACUGUGAUGCUCUUGUUCAGGUGUGACGAAAGCAAAUUCAAGCAUUUCCAAAACGAAAACUGUUAUGCGAUAUCCUGGAAUCUAUUGAGAUUGAAUGAAGGUUUAAAGUGAUUUUUGUCUCGUUUUGGGACGGUCCCAUCCUGGUCAUUCUGCGGCUGUGUCCUCGAGCACUCUGCAUGGGUGGUGAAUGUCCUGAGGUUUAAAGCGGCUGUGCUUUAGUACAGCAAAGACUGUUGUUGGCUUGCCAUCCCCAAUGUGUGUGUCCUGUAGCAAAUUAAAUUUUGAGGUAUGUCAUUUCUGUUCUCCUCAGCUGGAAUAGGCUGAUUGUCAAUUGGUGUGUCAGGGAGUCAUAAAUAAAGCCAUGGGCACAUUGUGUGUGUAAAUGAAAA